Messenger RNA from Helobdella robusta, 783 nucleotides. RefSeq lists its product as hypothetical. The record is from RefSeq and is a predicted model, not a curated record. Bases 1 to 783 code for a protein of 260 amino acids. The transcript has 3 exons. Lineage: Eukaryota; Metazoa; Annelida; Clitellata; Rhynchobdellida; Glossiphoniidae.
AUGGUUAAUUUCUCUUGGGAACACUGGGAGAGGAAUAUAUUUCAACAGUUAAUUUUUUUUAUUUACAUUUGCAAAAUAGUGAACAACACGUGUUUACUCGAGUCUGGAUGUAAAGUACGGCAGCAGGGCACCUGCUCCGGGACCUCCACCGAAAAUUAUUGUUCUCCAACAUCAUCAACUUAUUUCCCGACAUCACCAUCAUACUCAUCAACAUUACUAAGUUAUUUGCCAACAUUGCAAACAUUUUCACCAAGCUACAACCCAUCUAGCCCUGUUUACAGCCCAUAUAGUCCUCGUUACAUUCCAUCUACUUUUGGUUACAAACCAUUUAACUCUAAUUACAGUCCAUCUAGUUCUGGCUCUAAAUCAUUUAAUCCUGGUUACAAUCCAUUCAGCCCUGGUUACAGUCCAUCUAAAUUUGGUUACAAUCCAUCUAGCCCACGUUACAUUUCACCUUGCUUAAGUUACAGCUUAUCUAAUUCUGGUUACAAAACACCCAGUUCUGUUUACAAUCCAUCAAAUCCUAGUUACAAUCCGUCUAGUCCUGGUUACAGCUCAUCCAGCCCUGAUUACAGUUCAUCUAAAUUUGGUUACAAUCAAUCGAGCCCUCGUUACAGGCUAUCUAACUCUAGUUACAGCUCAUCUAAUCUUGGUUACAAACCAACCAGUAAUGGUGACAAUCCAUCAAAUCCUAAUUACAAUCUAUUAAGUCCGGGUUACAGACCAUCUAGCCCCCGUUACAGUCUCUCUAGCUCAGGUUACAAACCACCUAGUCUUGGUUGA